AUUCUCUUUCAGGCAAAACAAGUUGAGAAAUUCUCUAUUGAGUGUCUGUGCUGCCCUAGUGUGCGAGUCGGUGGGCCGCUAUAGUCGCAAUAGUUUUUUCAAAUUUAGUGAGCAAGCGCCAAACCGAGUGAAAGUGACCCUAAAACAAGAGCCAAAGAUACUCAAAAGAAGUGCAUAAAACCCUUGAGAUAAACACAAUCAAUUAGCAAACAUGUCGGACAAUGAGGAGGUUGUUGCUGCCGCCGAGGAGCAGACCAAGACAAGCCCCGAUCCGGUGCCAGCUGCCGAUGAGGAUGCCAGCAAGACCAGCGUCGUCACCGAACGCACCGAGGAGGUGAUUCCCGGCGAGACCGAGAAAAUGGUCACCGAAGCCAUUGACGAGGACGGCGAUGUCGUUGAGGAGACAACCGAAGUGACCCGCAAGACUGUCAAGCGUACCAUGAAAAUAACCGAGACUUCGUCCACCACAAAGACAACCACGCUCACUACGCCGGCCAAGCUGUACGGCAAGGACUUGAGCGAAUACGAUGAUGUGGAUGUGGAGAGUCUGUUGGCGCAACUGUCGCCCGAGGAGAUAACCAUACUGGCCAAAGAGGUUGAUCCCGAUGACAACUUCCUGCCACCAGAUCAGCGCUGCAGCUACGAGUGUACCAAGGCUGCUACCGGGCCGCUGAAUCGCAAGCAGCUCAUCGAGCAUAUCAACAAGCAGGCCAUCGAGACGCCCGAUCAGCCGGAGUUUGAGCCGUAUGUGCAGGGCAAGGUGCGCGGCAAGAAGUGGGUGCCACCGCCAAGGGAUGCGCGUGACAUUGAGGCGGAGGAACAGAUCGCCAUCGACAUGGGCGAGGAGUACGAGCAUGCUCUCAGUGAUGCCACGCAGGAGGAAAUUAUCGAUCUGGCUGCCAUUCUUGGCUUCCACUCGAUGAUGAACCAGGAUCAGUACCACGCCUCGCUACUGAACAAGGGCCAGCCGGUUGGCUUGGGCUGGGAUGGCAUCACAAAGUCCACACAGCAGAAGUUGUACCCCAUGGAUCCGCCCAACAGCACAGAUGUGGAUGAGUCAAUCAAGCGCGUCAAGGAUGACGACAACAAGCUAAUUGACCUGAACUUGAAUAACAUUAAGAAUAUAUCGGAUGAGAAGUUCGAACAGCUCUUUGCAGCACUGCCUCAGAAUGAACAUUUGGAAGUUCUAUCGCUGACAAACGUCGGACUGACCGAUAAGACAGCUCUCCUGCUCGCCGAAGCGAUCGAGAAAAGCAAAACCCUGAGAGUAUUAAAUGUGGAGACCAACUUUAUCAGUCCGCCCGUGAUUGUCAGACUAGUGCAAGCUCUGCUCAAAUGUCACACCAUCGAGGAGUUCAGGGCCUCCAAUCAGCGAUCUGCAGUGCUUGGCAACAAGAUUGAAAUGGAGAUCACCAACUUGGUGGAGAAGAACCCAUCGCUACUGCGACUCGGCUUGCACCUGGAGUUCAACGAUGCGCGUCAUCGCGUGGCCGCCCAUCUGCAGCGCAACAUCGACAGAAGUGAAUUGCAGCAAGGUACGUUAGCUUUCCACGCCGACGCUUCGUCACCGUCAUCCCCAUCCGCACCAGCAUCCGCAUCAGAAUCAGCAUUUCCAUCUACAUCCGCAUCAGCCAUAUCGCACUCAAAGGCAAAGAGCUUGGCUGCUUUCGAGCAGUUCGUGAAGGCUCGCACCUGGACUAAUGCAUCAGAUUCUGCUCAUGUCUUGCCACCAUCAGGGCGCAUUACGCGCAACUUGCAGUUGACUUCCAUGGCAGGCACACCAACCACAACUGGAGUGGCAGCCGAGGCCUCCACAUCCCGUGCUGCCCUGAGCCGCUUGCGCGCGGCAAACGAGAAGGAGAUCUAAGCUUGGAUGUCCUCUCUCAGUACCCAAACGGCGUUGGUAACCAAAAUGUAGUU
Drosophila navojoa is the source of this 1920-nucleotide messenger RNA. RefSeq names its product tropomodulin (gene tmod). The record is from RefSeq and is a predicted model, not a curated record. Gene Ontology annotation, molecular function: tropomyosin binding. NCBI's taxonomy places the organism in Eukaryota, Metazoa, Arthropoda, Insecta, Diptera, Drosophilidae. Gene Ontology annotation, cellular component: myofibril; cytoskeleton. Gene Ontology annotation, biological process: pointed-end actin filament capping; actin filament organization; myofibril assembly.